Medicago truncatula (barrel medic) is the source of this 886-nucleotide messenger RNA. Its product is annotated as wound-induced protein 1. Lineage: Eukaryota; Viridiplantae; Streptophyta; Magnoliopsida; Fabales; Fabaceae. The transcript has a single exon. The coding region runs from base 61 to 549 and encodes 162 amino acids. The record is from RefSeq and is a predicted model, not a curated record.
AUAAGAGACCAUGAUUCAAUAACAAAGGAACUAACCUAAUAAAUUGUGAUCAAAAUCAUAAUGAAGAUCACUCCAAAUGAAAUUAUGGAGGAGAAUGUCUCCAACGCGUCUUGGACGGAAUCAGAACUUGAAAAUCGCAACCGGAGGGUGGUGAAAAUGGUGUACAAGGCACUACUACGUGGUGGUGAGACGGAGAAGAUAGCAAAAGUGGUAGGAAAAGAAUUGGAAUGGAGGUAUCAUGGACCUCCACAUUGCCAACAUAUGAUGAAAAUGUUGACCGGUGAGUCGACACAAAAGAGUUUCAAGUUUAGGCCAAGGAGAAUGAGGAGUGUUAUGGGUGACCGUUUGAUUGUUGAAGGAUGGGAAGAUGUGGGGGAGUAUUGGGUACAUGUGUGGAGGGUCAAGGAUGGGAUUAUUACUCAGCUACGUGAGUAUUUCAACACUUUGCUCACUGUGGUUUCUGAGGAUGGAAAUGAGGGUAGGCUUUGGAGGAGUACUCCUUGGGCUAGGGUUCAAGGAUCCUUGCCUGAUCUUGUGCUUUCCAUAUGAAUCAUGCCAUGAUAUGAUAUGCUAUCUCCUAGCGAAGAAUGUUAGCAACACAUAUUUUAACAUAUACUUUUCAACACAUUCUCCUUGAUUAGUUAAAAUUCACAUGGGUCCUAUCAAAUUAUAUGGGUCUCAUGUGAAUUUAAUUAAUCAAAGAGAGUGUGUUGAAAAAUGUAUAUUAAAAAGUGUGUUCCUGGUAUUUCUCAUCUCCUGAUAUAAUAAUAACCUUGAAUUUUAAUGAUGAAUAUUUUAGUUUGUGAUUGGAGUGGUGGGAGGAAGCAACAUGUAACCGUAUGAAGAAAAGUUAAUUUUAUAAUACAAUAUAUAAUUAAUUAUACAA